GUAAAUAAAUGUUUAAAAAAAAUUUUUUUAAAGAAAAAAAUAGUAAGUAUGUUUUGGCAGUUGGAUUGUUUAUUCUUCAGUCCUUCUUCACUUUCCCCCAGUUUCAGGGAAUAAGGUUAAACAAAUUGCGUAUUCCAGAAAAACUGGAUUUCCUGGGAGGAUUUAGAAGGAAAAAUGGCAGUUGUCAGUGGAAGAAUAGAAAACUGUUUUCCUGAAACAUGUAUCACUUACAAAAUGGAUUGUAUAUGAUCAGCAUUGUUGAACAUAACCUUUUUAAAAAGUCAUCCCCUUAAUCGUUCCCAUAGAUUUUUUAGCUUGAUAUCGAGUGAGGACUUAAUUCUGAAUCUGAAAAUGAAUGUAUCUCAGGAAAUCCAGGUAUUUGGGACUAAAACCAUUUGUAUAGCUGCGCAUUACUUCCUGUGAAAGGAAGAAUGGGACUCUUCCACGCUCUUCUUUCUUUCUGGAUUUUGUAUUUCAGUCUCCUCUCAUUCAAACAUAAACCCUUCCCCCCUCUCUGGGCCAGCGUAGGGUCCUAGGCUUUCUGGGAAGACUCAUUUUGCAUAAGGAUCCAUGGUUUGGGUUUCAUUCUUUUUCCACUAGAGGAAGCUGCUGAGGUCGCUAGGUGGGUGUGUGGGGAGGGAGGCCACAUUCACUGCUUGCCUUCGCUUCUCUGCCUAGAUAAGUCUACUAAAGUCAACACAAUAAUUAUGUUCAGCAUCGCUGGCGGUAUCCUCGUGGCCAUGCUUGUGCUGAUGGCUGUUGUCAUCUGUCUUUACUACAAAGUAGCCAACGCAUUGAAAUUGGCUCCAGCCCUAAACUUCCCAGGUACCCCCGAUAAUUGUGACAAAUGGAUGGAGAAGAAAAAUUCUAAUCCUACACUUUACGUAUGUCUUUUCUUAAGAUGUUCAAAGGCACCUCUUUGUUUGGCCUUAAAAAAUUCACCCCUGGACAAGGUCGCGGCCGCAGCCAUCACUGCUGGGUCUUAUCCCAACCUCCAAUGCUGUGACGAAUGUAGCUUGUAUGCCGACUUUGAUUCCCUGCCACCAUGCUUCUGUGACGUAAACGAGGGACUCUGACUUGGGUGGGCACAAAAAUCUUCAUGCGCAGUCUUUCUUUCUUAGUAGAAUGUUUUAUUAUUCAAGUCAAGUUUUAUAAUGUUUACAUUAUGUAUUAUGUAACAUAUUUAUGUAGUUUUGAAUAAAUGCAAUAUUGAAAAGAAUUCUUUGCCUCUGGUGUUUGUUGUUGUUUGUUAUAAAUGCACUUAGGGACC
Messenger RNA from Lynx canadensis (Canada lynx), 1270 nucleotides. It is a transcript of the gene FAM24B, whose product is annotated as family with sequence similarity 24 member B. Lineage: Eukaryota; Metazoa; Chordata; Mammalia; Carnivora; Felidae. The coding region runs from base 708 to 1076 and encodes 122 amino acids. The record is from RefSeq and is a predicted model, not a curated record. The transcript has 2 exons.